This is a messenger RNA of Coniophora puteana RWD-64-598 SS2, 1971 nucleotides long. RefSeq names its product cytochrome P450. The coding region runs from base 190 to 1833 and encodes 547 amino acids. The record is from RefSeq and is a predicted model, not a curated record. The transcript has 12 exons. NCBI's taxonomy places the organism in Eukaryota, Fungi, Basidiomycota, Agaricomycetes, Boletales, Coniophoraceae. Gene Ontology annotation, molecular function: heme binding; monooxygenase activity; oxidoreductase activity, acting on paired donors, with incorporation or reduction of molecular oxygen.
AAAGUCGCUCCACCCAUUUCACCCCGAUAUACCUCGUAUAUCGAUAAGGCAGUCGGGCUUGCUUCCAUGCGCUGAUGCACGGGUCGGCUGACAGCAUGCUUGGUAUGUUUUCGGUGCGUUCAUUCACGCUCAGCAGUUCUAUAAGUAAAGCUGUAGCUCACAUAUCUAUGUUCUGCCAUCUAAAUCGUUAUGGACGUCUCUAACACCCAAAUUGCAGUCGCCCUAGGCGCAGUCAUCGUUGCCUACGGGCUGUACCGCCGUGCAUCGCGCAUCUCAGUCUCAGACCUCGCCGGACCAAGCCCCAGCUCUUUCUUACUCGGUAAUCUCAAGGAACUUUAUCAAGGGCUGGUUGGAGACGCCGACUUGGAAUGGACCAAGCUCUAUGGAGGCAUUGUGCGGUUUAAGGGAGCCGUUGGCGAGGACAUGCUUCUCGUGUCCGAUCCCAAAGCACUACAGUAUAUUAUCUCAAGCGCGGGCUACAACUUCCCAAAGAUGAACGAUGGCCGUGUCAUUUCUAGAAUGAUUAGUGGGAGAGGCAUCCUAUGGGCAGAAGGUGACAGCCACAAGAGACAAAGGAAAGUUAUGUCGCCGGGGUUCGGCGCGAAGGAGUCGAAGGCCUUCUUGCCUACUUUCCUAGACUCCGCCGAAUUGAUGUCGUCGAAGUGGAUGGAAGAGUUGGGCUCCGCCAGUACUUCCUCGGUGGAGCUCAAUGUGCAGGAGUGGGUAUCGAGAGCCACGCUAGAUGCUAUGGGCGAAGCUGCUUUUGACUACAAGUUCAAUACGCUACAUGGUGACGAAAAUCCCCUCGCCAAGGCUUACAGUAACUUCUUGAAGGAAGCUUUCGGUUUUCCAUCUGACUCUCACCUCUUGUCGCAAGCCUUGUCAAGAUAUCUUCCUUUCGAGGCCCUUGAGUGGUUGAGCGACCACAUGUCCAGCGACAAGCUUGUCCGCAUGCGCCAGACCAAGGAGGUAUCUGUGGGCGUCGCAAAGGGUCUAGUCAAGGACAAGGCGGAAAUGAUCACAAAGGGCGCUGGAAGCAAGGACGUGUUCAGUCUCCUCCUGAAAGCGAAUAUGGAUACGGAAGCAAGAGCGAAGCUGACAGAGGAAGAACUGUACUCUGCUAUGCACGCACUGAUGACGGCCGGUCACGAGACGACAGCAGCGACGAUCUCCUGGCUUCUUUGGAGAAUGGCUAAACACCCUGAGGUCCAAAAGAAGGUUCGUGCUGAAAUCCGACAAGUCGAAGCCACGACCCGUGCGCGCGGAGACUCUCAAUUCAGCAUGGCCGACCUAGAGUCUAUGACGUAUACCCUGGAUGUGAUGAAGGAAUCUCUGCGCAUCGACAACGUCGACUUCCACGUCCACCGAUGUGCCGGCCAGGAUGAAGUAAUCCCUCUCUCAAAGCCACUGACAACGCGCUCUGGAAAGGUCAUCACGGAGGUUCCGGUCCCGAAGGGCACUGGGAUCAUAGCAUCUGCCAUCGCUUACCACAGGAAUCCUGAGAUAUGGGGCGAGGACGCGAAUGAGUUCAACCCGGACCGAUGGGAAACCAUCGGCGAACGUGCGCAGCGCGGCCCCACCGUUGGCGUCUACGCGAACCUGAUGACCUUCCUCGGUGGGGUGCGGUCCUGUAUCGGCUGGCGCUUCGCCUUGAUCGAGAUUCAAGCGUUCUUCGUGCAUACCGUGAACAACUUCGAGCUCUCGCUCACGGACAAAGCCGAUCGUAUUCGGCGUUCGCCGUGCCUCAUCAUGGUGCCGACUGUCGAGGGCGAGGAGGAGAAGGGCGCUUACCUGCCGUUGCAAGUCAAGGUUGCUCCUCGUGAGGACAACUGAUUGGUGACCGAGAAGUGUCAAAUGUUGUCUCUUUCAGCAGAGAUGACUGUACAUCCAUCCGCCUUGUUCGCACCACAUAUACGUUGUUGACGUCCUUCUACUAUGCUUGCUGCGUUUCAAGACUGUACUACACCUCCC